AAAGUGAGAAAAUGGGGAAAAGUUAGAAAUAGAAAGAGACAGACAGAAUGCAAGUGUGUGUGUGUGAGAGAGAGAAGAAGAAAAUGAGAGAGAGAAAGAAGAGAGAGCAGGAAAGAAAGAGACAGAGAGAUAGUUAGAAAGAAAGAGAGGGAGAAAAGGAAAGCGAGAGAAUUUGUUUACGACAGUAUGUAGACAGAUAUUUUUUAUUUUAAUCCAGCUUUUAUAAUGUUCAUGUUUUUCUAACAAUACACUCCGUAUUGAUUUGCUAUUGAAAAGAACAAAUGUUCUCUGAAGGCCAAUGAAGGCCAGUAAAUCACAAACCCCGUUGAGUGGUUUUGUCAAUCUUUAAUCCACAUUGCAGCAUUGCUGUCAACACUUCCUCAAGCCUCUGUGGGCUGGCUGAGGUUAGGAUGGCUCAGAGAGCUCAGCAGUGACUGAAUUUUACAUUCACGGUUUCUUCUUAAGCCAUUCAUAUCUAUAAACAGGCCUGUGUUGGAGCAGUUAUACACCAGCAUUUGAUGAAGGAUUCAGAGUGAUUUCAUUUUAGAGUAUUUCAGCACUGAACUGCACUGUUUUGAGAAGAACUGCAAGAACAAUGGUCCACAAGAACAAUGGUCUGCGACCAUGGCUGAAGCAUCCAACGUCACAACCCCAACCUCCAUGCUCCCAAUCGAAUACAGGAUGAGUCUCGUGUUCCUCUACACGCUCAUCUUCCUUGGGGGCAGCAUAGGCGCCGGCUUCAUGAGCACCGUCCUGAAGUCCAACAUGCUGUCCAUCACCACCGUGUCCAUGAUCAACCUGCUGGUUGUGCACCUGCUCUUCCUCCUGACCGUACCCUUCCGCAUCUACUACUACAUCAGCAACCACUGGGCCCUGGGCCGCGACUUCUGCAAGAUGGUCAGCGCGAUGAUCCAUGCCCACAUGUACCUCAGCUUCAUCUUCUACAUCGUUCUCCUGGCAGCACGGUACCUGGCCUACUUCGAGUGGGGCCACCGGUUGGAGUUUUAUCGCGCUCUGCAUGCAGUCAUCGCCAGCGUGAGCUUGUGGGCCAUCAUCCUGGGCAGCGCUCUGCCUGCCAGCCUCAUCACUUAUGGAUCUGUACCAAAUGGAAGCAUAAGUAACGAAGUGUGCUUUGACUUUGGUGAUGCUCUCCAAAGCGUCAGCGUUCAAAUCCUGAACUACAUCAUCAGUGCUGUGGUGCUGCUGGCCUGGAUUGUUUUAGCCUGCAUCCAGCUGUGGAUCCUGUGGCGAGUUUACGGAAAAUAUGGCCGGGCCUCGUUCGCUCAUCAGGAGUUUUGGGCUCAGAUUAAAAGCCUGUGCUUCGUGUUGAUCAUGUUUCUUUGCUUUGUGCCCUACAAUGUGUUCAGGAUAUAUUACGUGAGCAAGCACUGGAGCAACCUUCAGAUAGUCAAUGAGGUUUUCCUGGCUAUCACUGCCUUCAGCUGCUUCGACAUGCUCACAUUUGCCGGCAGGUGUGUGUGGCGGCCUGCUUACGGACAGUGCUGCACUUUAUGUGAAAGGAGAAGAUGAUCUAAGGUGUUUUUUUGCUAAACUUUAAUGAAAGGACAUUUGAAAUGCAGAUGAAUUUUGUUGUUCAUUGAGGAAACAUUAACUUAACUUCAUUGAAACUCCCUUAAAAUAUCAUUUUAUUGCUUUCCUUCACACAAGUGCGUUGUCCUCAAGCCAGGUGAAUUACAGGGAAACUCCACUUUUAUUAUUUCUGCAUUAUUCAGUCACUCAGAUUACGAUUCAGAAUAGUUUGAUAAGAAAUGGUGCAUUGUAGAGAAACUUACCAACUCUACGGUGGUGCUGUUAGUAACUAGGGUUGUGGUGUCUACAUGUGCCUUCUAAGUUUUUAUAUGUAAUGUUGAUGAUACUAACACAGUGGUAAAUCUGAAAAAAAUGUAUUUGCCUUAACCAUUCAAUUUAAUCAUUCUCUAUGAAACAGUUUGUAGCAUUAAAACUCAUCAGACGUCUGGUUCCUAUCACCACCACUGAGAACAAAUUCACAUCAAACCACCCUGAAUUACUUUAUCUUCACCUGAACUAUUGAAUUAUCUUAAAUGUUUUGGUGGAAUUUCUUUAUAUCCUUACAAACCCAAAAAUGUGUUUCCACUUUGAUUCCUCUCAAAACAUCAUUUACAGAUUUUUGUUGUAGUUACUUGACAAUUGAUAGUAGUUGCUAAAGAAUUAGUUUCUUGAUAAAGUCUUGAGGUUUCUAACUAAAUAAUAAAAGUAGGGUUCAAGAGGUUAAGUUAGGCCCUUUAUAAUUUAAAUGUUGUUUACAGUGCAUAAAAUUUGUUUGUUAUUUAACAUCCAAAUGUCCCUUGAUAUCGUAUUAUUGUUCAGUCAACCGGUGUUUUACUCGAAAAUGUACAUCUGUAAAUAUACCUGUAAAACUUUAAUCAUAAUCAACUUGUGUUGAAACCCAUGUAGGAAUAUGAAUCUUUGAAAGUGAUUCGGUUGUGAUUCAUUGGUAUAGAUUCCACUCCACUGUGAGUGAACUCCUGUAACUUCUAUGAACAGUUUCAGUGCAUAAAUUAAAUACCUGAAGGAUGUCAA
Pygocentrus nattereri (red-bellied piranha) is the source of this 2562-nucleotide messenger RNA. Its product is annotated as probable G-protein coupled receptor 141. NCBI's taxonomy places the organism in Eukaryota, Metazoa, Chordata, Actinopteri, Characiformes, Serrasalmidae. Gene Ontology annotation, cellular component: membrane. Gene Ontology annotation, biological process: G protein-coupled receptor signaling pathway. The record is from RefSeq and is a predicted model, not a curated record. Gene Ontology annotation, molecular function: G protein-coupled receptor activity; oxysterol binding. Bases 625 to 1530 code for a protein of 301 amino acids. The transcript is spliced from 3 exons.